This is a messenger RNA of Varroa destructor (honeybee mite), 3231 nucleotides long. Its product is annotated as aquaporin AQPcic-like. The record is from RefSeq and is a predicted model, not a curated record. Gene Ontology annotation, biological process: transmembrane transport. NCBI's taxonomy places the organism in Eukaryota, Metazoa, Arthropoda, Arachnida, Mesostigmata, Varroidae. Gene Ontology annotation, cellular component: plasma membrane. Gene Ontology annotation, molecular function: channel activity.
CCCGUCAGCUCCCCAUCUUAACGCAGUUUUAAACUCAAAACAAAGGAAACCACCGCCGCAGAGUCGGCGCACGCACGAUGAACGUGUAGAAAGGACUUCCAGUUCGUUCCAGCAACCGGAGAUUUGCUUGUGUGAUACCUUAGAAAAUUUGCUCAUGAGCAGAUAACGUUCCCUAUUAUCGCCUGAUGAAGUUCCUAAAAGCAGGUUGUGAAGGAGAACAAACGUAUACCUACAAAGAGAAAGAAUCCAAAGACGACGACCAUUUUGUAUGACUUGAGAAUUGGUAUCGCAUUGGAAUCGUCUGUGUUGAGUGUCAUAGAGGUAAACAUCAGUUAUAGUGGUAGCCGCUUGUGUUUUGGAAAAAGUCGAUCGAAAUCAAGACCAGACAUUGAAAUCUCGCGGGCGUACCUAUAGCGUGUUUGAAAAUAGUCUACUAUUGUUGUUGGAGUUUCAAACUCAGCUAUCUGAUUGGGACACACUGAUACACUAGUAAAAUUCACAACACCGUCCCGCAUGGAGGUGCUGAUCAUUCAAUGAGCGAUUUGCAUAAUGCUUAAAAUGUCAGAACUAUGAAUAAAUACAUUUAAAAAUCUACCAGCAACACUUCUACUCCUUUCGUCACGCAGUAUCAUCGUUGGCUUAACGCAGAUAACGGCGAACCCCCGGAUCGUUGCCACAAGGACAGCGAAACCACUAGCGUCAACGACGAGUCCGUUACCCGACUAUGGGCAAGCGAACCCUCCAGUCCUUGUGCGGCGCCUCUGAAGUGUCUUCUGAUCAGACGCUUUGGAAGUGUCUUCUCGCUGAGUUUAUAGGAACGGCCAUUCUAGUUCUCAUCGCGUGUGGGUCGUGUUUUAACCGAGUUGACGCUUCGGGUCCUGAUAAUGUCAUAAAAAUAGCAUUGGGUUUCGGCUUGACAGUUGCUUCGGUUGCACAAGCCGUUGGUCAUGUUUCGGGAGGACACUUAAACCCUUGUGUGACUGCGGGCAUGCUCGUAACAGGAAACAUUUCAUUCGUAAAGGGCUUUUUUUACGUCGCUUCGCAAUGCAUCGGAGCCAUUACUGGUGCAGCAAUACUCCAAGCGUUAACGCCUGCCGGCUUCCAGCUUGGUAACACUACAUUAGGUAAGAAUAUUACACCCCUGAUGGGCUUCUUCAUCGAGGCUGCCAUUUCAUUCGUACUCGUCCUGACCGUGUUCGGGGCAACCGAUACCAAUCGGCUGGACGUUCUCGGCUCCGUUCCCCUCGCGAUUGGACUUUCUAUCACCGUUUGCCAUCUGUUUGCUGUGCCAUUAACUGGUUCCAGCAUGAAUCCGGCUCGGACAUUCGGACCCGCUCUGAUACUGCAGGACUUCACGAAUCACCACAUCUACUGGCUGGGCCCACUACUUGGGGGCGUCGCUGCAGGUCUGAUUUAUCGCUACGCCUUCCGCGCCCCCAAGCCUAACGUGGACGAUCUGGAACGUGCCGUCCGUCUGUGCUCUUUGGCCAAGAUGAGCGGAAAAGAGCCCGACGGUGGGGUCACUUCUUUCUAAAGCUACUUGUAACUAACUUCCGUCCGCUACACAUCGAAAUAUCCGGACGACUGUGCCUUCAACUGCGUUUAUUUAUCAUAAUCAACGAGAUAUGAAGGCCAAUAAAUAGAAUUUCAAGUAUGCCUCUCGACUCAAUUAGUCAAAUUAGUUGGUGUUUUGCUCAUAUCAUUGCUUGCUAACUAUCAACAUAACAUUAAUAUAUGCCUUAUACUUUGCAAUGAGGUCACAAAGAAGAUUUUAUGUCUCCGUAAAAACUUGCUUGCCAUCAAUUCGCUGACGAGACCAGUGAACCCUCAAUGGCCUCAAUUGGGAUUUCAAUCACAAUUUACGCUUCUUGUUUUUAUGUCGUAAUAAGCAUUUCUUAAAAGAUGAAGUUAUAUUUAAUUAUCGAAUUUAUGCGUGUGUCCGAAACGAAUGCAGGCAACAUAAGGCUUAUUAAGGACAGAAGUUAUCUCGAUGCGUACUUGUCCGCAUUUCUAUUUCAGAAAUGCUUCUGAUUGGCUGAAAUGUAAAUCCUUUCUUUAAUAUUGGUCGAAUCAAUAAUGUAAGCAUAUAAUUGACUUAAUAAGAUGGCUUUAUUAAAUUGACUUUUUGUAAAAAAGCCAUUUGGGUGGUUGUCAAAGAAAUUUUUUGCAUCUGAGGCAAACUUUGGAACGUGCAAGUUAUUUAAUAAUUUCAAGGAUGUCCGACAAUUGUCUAUCACAUUUUUUUGACCUCUUUACAUCUUAAAAUGUUGUCAUCUUUAUUGUUAUUGUAAUUAAUGUCAUAUUUAUAAGCAGAGGUUAACCCAAUAGCCUUUCCUUUUGGUCAAGUUCCUUUUAGGUGGUCCGUAAAAUCUAUCGGUUGAAGCCUCCGAGCCUAUAUACUCGAGCGUUAUCUGUCUUCUGCUUACUUAAGAGUAAAUUACAAACAUUUCAGUGAGUGUUCCUGUAGCAGGAUCGAAAUCAGAUCAGACAUGUUUCAGUACGAGUAGCUUGUACUAAAGUUGUAACAAAUAUGGGAAAACUGAAGUAAAUGAUAAAUAAAUAAAUAAAUAAAUAAAUACUUCUAGGAAGUAAAAUGUGAAAAAAAGUUCCGCGACAAUUCUCAGAUGACUUCCACAUUGCCUACGUAGUUCGGAAUAGGUACUAAUUAUACAUUAUUUAUUAUUACUACAAUUAUUAUAUAUGGUUUUAUUCACAAUUACGUUAUGAUCAACCGUUUACUGUACUGUGGCAUUUUCCAUUGCGAAAAUCAAACGUUUCGGCAUAUAUUCGUGAUGGUUUGUUCGUACAUCGUUUGAAUGUAUUGAAUUGUGCUGGCACGUAAAACGUAGGAUUUGCGCGAGUACAAAAGGAGAAGUAGAAUACUGUCAGGAUGAAAAAAAAAAACGUUACUUUGGCAAUUGUGUACGAAAAGUUAACUAUAUAUAUAAAGCGAGGAUAUUGUCAUCCAAUGGCUACUGCUUCGCUUGCGAUGUCUGAGUAAACUAAACAUGGAUCGUUAUCCUCCGUAUCAAUCUCUAUUCCACUGUUAUCAUUACUAUACGAGACAACGGCAGUUAGUUGAUUACCAGCUGCUUUUUCAUGACCUGCAAAGUUUCUUGCUUAUUACUACAAAAUUUACUAGAUAGAAUGUACUUGGGUAGAAAAACACUGAGUGAGCUUUUUAGAUAUAAUCGAUACAAAUGCAAAAUAAAAAAGCACAUAGUACAUUAA